This is a messenger RNA of Miscanthus lutarioriparius, 1290 nucleotides long. The record is from the annotation of a GenBank genome assembly. NCBI's taxonomy places the organism in Eukaryota, Viridiplantae, Streptophyta, Magnoliopsida, Poales, Poaceae.
AUGGCCGCCGCAUCCCCUCCUCCUCUCCUCCUCCGCCUCCUGACCCUAGCCCUGGCUCUCGCCGGGGCCACCGCGGGCAAGAUCUCGGGCCCCCGCACCCCCAUCUCGCGCGACAUCUACCACUCCAGUGACUCUCUUCUGCGUGAAAUCAAGGCUUUGGUUGCUCGGCAUUCCGACAAAUUGAGCAUGGACACUAUCAGAACAAGCAACAAAGGCUAUUCUGUGGAGCUGUUUGUAGUUACAUUUAAUCACUUGAAGGAGAAUAUGGAUAAUGGCUCAAAAGUUCAUAUCCUUCUGAGCUUUGGGCAGCAUGGCAGAGAACUUAUUACCUCUGAAGUUGCAUUACAUCUUCUCUAUAUUUUAACGGAGAAGCCUAAGAUCGCUGGUGUGGAUCUUUCAUCCUUUGAGAAACUGCUGGAGAACCUUGUAAUCAAAGUUGUGCCAAUGGAAAAUAUGAAUGGUCGCAAACGUGUCGAAGAAGGGGAACUUUGUGAUAGGAGAAAUGGAAGAGGAGUUGAUCUUAACAGAAAUUGGAGUGUUGACUGGGGAAUGAAAGAAAAGGACUACGACCCAUAUGAGGAGAAUCCUGGUAUUGCUCCUUUUAGCGAACCUGAGGCCCAGAUCAUGAGGGAACUAUCGAGGUCAUUUAAACCUCAUAUUUGGGUGAACGUGCAUUCUGGAAUGGAGGCCUUAUUCAUGCCAUAUGAUCACAAGAAUACCACACCAAAUGGAGCGUCUGCACAUUUGAUGCGGUCAGUCCUAGAGAAUUUGAACCGUCGCCAUUUCCAAGAUAGCUGCCUAGUUGGGUCAGGUGGUGGAUCUGUUGGAUAUCUUGCACAUGGUACAACAACUGAUUACAUGUAUGACAUUGCAAAGGUGCCAAUGCCGUUCACCUUUGAGAUAUAUGGAGAUGAGAAAGCAUCAACCGACGACUGCUUCAAAAUGUUCAACCCUGUUGACAAGAAAACAUUUGAUAGAGUCAUUAACAAGUGGUGCAUGGCAUUUCUCAUUCUUUUUGAGGAAGGCCUGCGAAACCUGCGCGAUGCGCAGAUAGUAUCACAAGUCACACUGGAAAACUGGGUCCCAAUUGGAGGCGACAUUGUCGAGAGAAAUGUGGAGCGGAAGAGUAGCCGUGACACGAGGAAACUGGAAGGCCUCGACCUUGGAAUGCAGGAGCUAAGGACAUACUUCCGGCUGUUUUUGCUGUCAACAUUCUUGUUGAUGUUCAUGUUCUGCACACGGAUAUCAAAGAACAGAAACAGAGACUCAGGUAACUUGUUUGAUCCUUGA